Molecule: messenger RNA, 165 nt
Organism: Peronospora matthiolae
Lineage: Eukaryota; Oomycota; Peronosporomycetes; Peronosporales; Peronosporaceae
Source: the annotation of a GenBank genome assembly
AUGUGGUUGGCGAAAAACUUCUCGGUUGUGAAUUGUGAAGUGCUGCCGUCCAGGCGUCUGUUUGCCGGGUACGGAUACGGCGUGACACCAGUGGUUGGCGUAGGGUCGACGCUACGAAUUAUGGAAAGUUACAAGGAAGUUGAGCGCGGUGGACAGGGAUGUUAA